AUGAAACGCGUCGAGCAGUCCCCUGGGGUACCAGUCAAGAACCCGACGUUGUCAUUUUGGAUGGUCCCUUUAACACCCAUUCCCCAUGAUCUGUCAGCAGGACUGCCUGACUAUGCCGACGUAGUCGUUAUUGGAUCUGGUAUUACGGGAACCUCUUUUGCUUAUACUGCGCUAGCCCAAGACAGCGCACUCGAGAUUGACGUACUGUGUAUGAAUGGAGGCCACGUCAAUCCGCCUUCCUACCACGAUUAUUCCGAGCUGAAAGAGAAGCAUGGCGAAAAGGAUACUCGUGCCAUGUUCGCAUUCCGACACGCUCAUCUGGAGGAACUGAAACGCGUCGCGCUCGCAGAAGGCAUACUCAGCGAGUCCCAGUACCGUGAGACAGAGCAUGUGGACGUUUUCACUUCCGAGGAUGCUUUUGCUACCGCCAAAGCCGAUCUUGCCAAAUGGAGGGCCGAUAUGCCUAGCCAAGCCUCACAUGUCAACCUGCAUGAACGAGACGAGGCUAUUCAGACAUUCCAUCUAUCAGACCAGGUUGUCGGGUGCAUAUCCAAUUCAGGCGGUGCGAUACAUCCUUACCGCUUUGUUACCUCCGUCCUGGAAAGGCUCCUUGCUCGACACCCAGAUCGUUUCAAGGUCUACGCUCACACCCCGUGCACCUCCAUCUCCGUCGCAAAUGAAGGUGAAGACGACGUCUACAUGGUGCACACAUCGCGUGGUAUCAUUCGCACUAGGCAUGUUGUGCACGCAACCAACGGCUGGUCUGCCCAUCUCCUCCCCGGCCUCAUCGCGAAGAUUGUACCUACGCGCGCGGCGAUGUCCACUCAACGCCCAGGCAGUCUCCUCCACCGCACCACUCUCUCCGGGCUGCGCUCGUUCGUGUUUUAUCGCGGUGGCGCUGGAUACGACUACCUCAAACAACUCCCUGUCGGUGAGCACGAGUCGAUGUUCGGAGGCGGAUGGACCAUGGCGGUCGACGAAGCGGGGGUGCCUGACAUGGGCAUUUCUGAAGAUAGCCUGGUGAAUCAUGCCGGGCAGAGCUACCUCAGCGGCGCGCUACCACAGUACUUCGGACUGGACAAUUGGGGCGCAGACGCUCAACCUCAAGAUGUCACGAUCGAGAACGCACCCAAAGAGACGCAAUGGUUCUUGGGCAGGACGAAGGCGCAAUGGAGCGGGAUACUGGGCGUGUCCGUAGACAUGUUGCCUUGGGUCGGUCGUCUGCCCAACGAGGUGUCUGGGCGGUCUUUUCCGAAGCAGAAGCGCAUAUCAGCGACUGACAAGGUCACCGCUGGCGCAAAGGAAGCACACACGUCCGCUCCCGGUGAGUGGAUCGCAGCAGGUUAUACCGGGGAUGGCAUGGUACACGCGUGGAUGAGUGGGAAGGCGUUGGCAUACAUGCUGCUGGGCAAGGAGGACCAGAUCUCUGGUUGGUUUCCUGAGAUGAUCCGUAUGACCGAGAAACGCUGGAAGAAGGCUAGCAUUGAGGAGCUCUUCGCUAAGCCCCUUACUGGCUCAUGGUCUGACGAGAAUGUGAUCAGACUAUAUGCCACUUUACUUCUCUUGCCCCCGACAGCGACGGACCUGUUUGUCCCAUGUCUCAUGUAUGUAUCGUAUGACUGUUGA
Molecule: messenger RNA, 1626 nt
Organism: Dichomitus squalens LYAD-421 SS1
Lineage: Eukaryota; Fungi; Basidiomycota; Agaricomycetes; Polyporales; Polyporaceae
Product: nucleotide-binding domain-containing protein
Exons: 5
Coding region: 1-1626 (541 amino acids)
Cellular component (GO): cytoplasm
Molecular function (GO): oxidoreductase activity
Source: RefSeq, a predicted model, not a curated record